GAAAAUGUGAGCGUGGUUUCCCCCUCUUGGAAGCCCCGGUGGCCCUUACGAAAUCGCGGGUGCUGGAGAUGCAGGAGAGCCAUGGAGAUGUCCUUUCCUCUGCAGCGGCCUCUCUCUGUGCAGCCAGCAGACUGCUGGAGAUGGCCUGAAGGAACAUCAGAAAACCCAGACUCCACGGCGGAGGUUCCUGCGAGACAGCAGCUGGGCUCCCGGGUCUUCCUCCUCCCAGAGUUUUCCCGUUUCCCCCUUGGGCCUUGUGGAUGUACCGGAAUAGGAGGAGCAGUUGACCUUCCGCGACGUGGCCGUUGACUUUUCUGCAGAUGAGUGGGAAUGCCUGGAGCCUGCUCAGCAGAGGCUGUACAGGGAUGUGAUGGUGGAGAACUACGGAAACCUGGUCUCUGUGGCUCUUUCUCAUCAUUGUACCCAGAGCUUUUCACCAGAACAGAUCCUAAAAUACUCCUUCACAAAAGUGACUCAUGGAAGUUGCGGCCUUAAGAGUUUAGACUUAAGGGAAGAGUGUGCAAAUGUUGAUGAGAAUAAAGGAACAGCAGCCUACCGUGGUAGACACAAGCAGUGUCUGCUCACAAGCAACACCAAAGAUGCCAUUGACAACAGAGAUCAAGAACAGAAAACAGCUCUGAAAAAAACUCGUGCUAGGCCAGAUACUUUUGAUGAGCCAUUUGUCUAUAACUGUAAAUACCCACAGGAAACUUUGCAGCAUGGCAUAACUUUAAUAGAAAGUUUGGAAGAUCUGAUAGAUAGAUUAAUGUUUCAUUCAAACAGUUCCUCGGACAAAGAAUUAAAAAACAGAGGACUGAUCUCUAAAAGUGAUCAAGUCGAGUCUUCCUAUCCUGAAAGAUCCUUACUCUUUAGUCAGCAAAUAGCUGUCUCCUGUGGCCAGAAGCACAAUUCUAAUGAUUGUGGAUUGCCUGCUACUGAUCCAUUAUUGCAUAGCCAAAAUCAAGAUACAGAUGUUUGGGAAACCCCUUACGUGUAUAAGGAAACUAGCAAAGAUUUCAGUAGUGGAACUUUACUAAAUAAUUGCAAUGAUGUGAUUAUCUUAGAGAAAUCUGGUCAGUGUAACAAAGCGUAUAAUGACUUUGAUCAUUGCUUGAGUCCCGACGAACAACAGUGUACUCUUCCAAAGCAGCUUUUUAAUUGUGAUGAUUUCUUUACUCAGUGUUCAAAGCUUACUAUCCAUCAGUGUAACUAUAUUCAAGAUAAUUGUUACAAGAGUGUAGAUUGUGACAAAAUGUUUAAUAAAACUUUAAAGGUUACUAAGCAUAGAAAUCAGCAUUCCCAGAAAUCCUACAAAUGUAAUGAGUGUGGCAAAGCCUUUAAAUAUUGCUCAAGUUACAGAAAACACAGAAUAGUUCAUACAGGAGAGAAACCUUACAAAUGUAAACUGUGCGGAAAAUCCUUUACCCAGUGUGCAAGCCUUAAAAAACAUCAGAGGAUCCACACUGGAGAGAAACCCUACAAAUGUGAAGAAUGUGGCAGAAGCUUUAACCACUACUCAAUUCUUGGUCAGCACCAGAGGAUUCACACAGGAGAGAAACCCUACAAGUGUAAACAGUGUGGGAAGUCCUUUACUCAGUGUUCCAGCCUUCAGAAACACCAAGUAAUCCACACUGGAGAGAAGCCCUACAGAUGUGCAGAAUGUGGCAAAUCCUUUACCCAAAACUCAACCCUUAGUCAGCACCAGAGAAUUCAUACUGGAGAGAAACCUUACAGUUGUGAACAGUGUGGAAAGGCCUUUACCCAAUGUUCAAGCCUUAGAAAACACCAGAGGAUCCACACUGGAGAGAAACCCUACAAAUGUGAAGAAUGUGGCAGAGCCUUUAACUGCCGUUCAUCUUUCACUAAACACAAGAGAAUUCACACAGGAGAGAAACCUUACAAGUGUAAAGACUGUGACAAAGCUUUUAUCCACUGCACCAACCUUAUUCAACACCGGAGAAUCCAUACAGGAGAGAAACCAUACAAAUGCAAUGAAUGUGGGAAAUCCUUUAGUCAAUGUUCAAACCUUAGAAAACAUGAGAGAAUUCAUACAUCAUGAGUAAAACUAACAUGUAAAGAAUCUAGUAAACCUUUUAUUCAUAGUCAAAAACUUGUGUAAUGUCCUAUAAUUCAACUGGGUUGAGUCCUACAGAGGCAGUGAAUGUAACAGUCUGACUGACUGUUACUUAUAAGUCACUAUCAGAGAAUUCUUCCUGGGGAGAAACCCUACAAGUGUGAACAAUGCCAGAUUCUUAAGGUUUAUAAUCCUUUACCAGACACCACAGAAUUCACUUUAAAAAGAAACACAAUUUUUUUUUUAAAGCAUGGAAAAAAUUUAAUUGUUGGCCAUCUCUUCCGAAAGUUUGAAUUCUCAGAUGAGACAAGAACUGGCAAAUGUGCAGAACCAGACAGUUCCUUAUAGCUGUUCAAUUUUUAGUAAACAGAAAUUCACACCCGAGACAAACCCUACAAGUGUAGAAAAAGUGACAGGCUUUUACCAUUUUGCACACCUUAACACCAGAGUUGAUACUGGAAUGGAACACUGCAAACAUACCUGUUUCAAAGCCUUUACAUCAAGGGACAAAGCUUUGUAAAGAGAACAUAGUAAAAAUUUCAAUUUUGUCCCAAGUGCGCGGCUCAAAGAACAGUACAAUGUUUAUAUUCUGUGCAAGCAUAAGAAGUGUAAUAGAGCCUUGGUCAAUAUAUAGGCUCUUAAUAUAAUUGAUAAUAAGAAGUCUACAAGUAUAAAUGUUCUAAAAACCUUUGGUUUUCUGCUUAAAAUUUACACUAUUAAUUGUUCUUGUGGAAACUGGCUCUUAAAGCUCUCAUGGAAUACUGUCAGCUCCCUCUCAAAACCUUGGAUUGUAUCAUGUAUUAAAAGUUUCUAAAUACGCUCAUGAAAA
Grammomys surdaster is the source of this 2903-nucleotide messenger RNA. RefSeq names its product zinc finger protein 677-like. The record is from RefSeq and is a predicted model, not a curated record. Gene Ontology annotation, biological process: negative regulation of transcription by RNA polymerase II. Lineage: Eukaryota; Metazoa; Chordata; Mammalia; Rodentia; Muridae. Bases 371 to 2059 code for a protein of 562 amino acids. The transcript is spliced from 4 exons. Gene Ontology annotation, molecular function: DNA-binding transcription repressor activity, RNA polymerase II-specific; RNA polymerase II cis-regulatory region sequence-specific DNA binding.